Messenger RNA from Mercenaria mercenaria, 3052 nucleotides. Its product is annotated as macrophage mannose receptor 1-like. The transcript is spliced from 21 exons. The record is from RefSeq and is a predicted model, not a curated record. Gene Ontology annotation, molecular function: signaling receptor activity. Bases 256 to 2748 code for a protein of 830 amino acids. Lineage: Eukaryota; Metazoa; Mollusca; Bivalvia; Venerida; Veneridae.
UAAAAUGUAUUUGACAAACAAAGGAACUAAAUUGAUAAGCAUAUGUUUCAUUUUCUAAACAAACUUGACAAUAAUUAAUCCAUAGACAUACUCACGUCGAAUUUUUGUACAACUCUAGAAUAUUUGAGCUGAUUGAAACACAUGUUUUCGAAAUAAUUAUAUAAAUCACCAAGUCGUUUAAUAUCUACGUGUCAUUUUCUUCUCGGCGCUCGGACGAAAAAGACGAUUGAAACACUUGUUCUGCAUGUCUUUGAAAUGCAUUUACAAAAUAUCAUCACGUUCGGAUUGAUUGUUGCUGUGUGCAGUUUAUCUGCUCAUUUUGCUCUGAGUCUAGAGAAAAGAGAGGUCACGGAACCGUCAUGCCCAGAUGGGUGGACACUCUUCGGAGAGAAGUGUUAUUUUUAUAGCGGUAGUGAGACCGCAAAUUGGGAUGCAGCUCAAGCUUCAUGCUACGCGGUUGAAGGACAACUUGUAGAAAUCGAAAGUUCUGCAGAAAAGGCCUUUCUGGUUGAGCUAAGAAGUAACUUUUCGUCAAAUUCAUCUGAGUCUUGGAUAGGUCUGAUUGAUAGAGAGAAUGAAGGAAAGCAUGUUUGGGAUUCAACCGGAAUAGAAGCCAGUUACCCCAGUUAUCAAAGCUGGGCGGCUAACGAACCUAAUGGGGAAGCCUGUAUUCAAAUGGACAGCAAUAGCUACUGGUACGAUGCAGACUGCAAUCUCGAACGUACCUACUUUUGUGAACGCCUAGUAAAAGCGAAGUGUCCCUCAGGGUGGACAUUCUUCAGAGGACAUUGUUAUAAAUACAGCAGAGAAGUCAGGAAAGUCUGGGAAGAAGCUGAAGCUGCAUGCGUUGCUGAUAAAGGUCAUCUUGUGGAUAUAAAUAGUGUUGGGGAAAAUAAAUUUCUUGUGAAUCUUAUGAAUGCUGUUUAUGUAUAUAUAUCUGAUGCUUGGAUUGGACUGAAUGACAGAGAAAUCAAUGACACCUAUGUAUGGGUAUCAUCUGGACAAAAUGCUACAUAUACGAACUGGGGUCAAUACGAACCUAACGAUGUUGUGUGGACACAAGCCUGUGUACUAAUGGACAAACGUAAAGGACAAUGGAACGAUAGGCGAUGCUCAUAUUCUAGAGCCUAUAUAUGCAAGAAAGCGUCAUGUCCAUAUGGAUGGACACUCUUCGGAGAGAGUUGUUAUUUAUAUAGCGGUGAUGAGAAAAAAUCUUGGGAUGCGGCUCAGUCUGCAUGCUUUAAUGCUGAAGGACAACUUGUAGAAAUCGAAAGUGAUUCAGAGAAUAACUUUAUCGUUGAGCUGAAAACGAACGUUUCGUCAAAUCCAACUGAGUCUUGGAUUGGACUGCAUGAUAUAGAAACUGAAGGAAAGCACAUCUGGGUUUCAAGCGGAAAUAAUACUACUUAUAGCAGCUGGGGAUCUGGCGAACCUAACGAUCACGAUGGGGGAGCUUGUGUUCAAUUGCACGGAAAUGGAAAAUGGAACGAUACUGAUUGCCAACUCGAACGUUCCUAUGUUUGUGAACGUUUAGUAUAUGUGAAGUGUCCAAAAGGGUGGAUAUUCUUCAGAGGGGAAUGUUAUAAACACGACAGAGAAGACAAGAGAGAUUGGGAACAAGCUGAAGCUGCAUGUGUUGCUGACUAUAGUCAUCUUGUGGAUAUAAACAGUGACGCAGAAAUUAAAUUCCUGACUAAUCUUAUGAGGGCUGAUUAUAAAUACCCCUUUGAUGCUUGGAUUGGGCUGAAUGACAGAGAAGUCAAUGACACCUAUGUAUGGGUAUCAUCUGGAAAAGUUGCUGUUUAUACGAGCUGGGGUCAAUACGAACCUAACGAUGUUGUUUGGACACAAGCCUGUGUUCAGAUGAACUGGCGUGGAAAGUGGGACGAUAAGCGCUGCUCAUAUGCUAGAGCCUAUAUAUGCAAACGUCCGGCUAAAGCAAAGUGUCCCGAACGAUGGACAUUCUUCAGAAAUGAUUGUUAUAAAUACAACAGUGAAGUCAAGAAACCCUGGGAAGAAGCUGAAGAUGCAUGCGUUGCUGAUGCUGGUCAUCUAGUGGAUAUCAACAGUCGUGACGAAAAUACAUUCCUGACCUAUCUUAUGACGAGGGAUAUUUUAUAUCCAUCUGAUACUUGGAUUGGACUGAAUGACAGAGAAAUCAAUGACACCCAUGUAUGGGUAUCAUCUGGGAAAGUUGCUACUUACACGAGCUGGGGUCAAUACGAACCUAACGAUGUAGUCUGGACACAAGCCUGUGUACUUAUGACCAGUCGUGGAGAGUGGGACGAUAAGCGCUGCACAUAUUCUCGAGCAUAUAUAUGUAAACGUCCGCCUAGAGAGGUAUGUGAGAGCGGAUUCAAACUUUUAGACAGACGUUGCUAUAAGUACUUCCACAAUACUUCCUCUAUAGAUUGGGAGUCGGCACAAGCUGUGUGCAUGUCUAACGGAGGCCACCUUGCAGAAAUUACUAGCGCUGAAAUAAAUACUUUCUUAAGCGAUCUUAGAGAGGAGGACAUCGGCAGUCAUACUGCUUGGAUUGGGCUGAAAUUGGUUGGCGGCACUUAUAAAUGGAUCGCAUCCGGAAAAACUGCAACUUUCAAAAACUGGGCAACUGGCGAACCUAACAAUCAUCAAUCUUCGGAAAACUGUAUUGAAAUGUAUCCAGACGGAAAAUGGAACGAUCACAGCUGCGCAAACAACCGACGCUACUUUUGUGAAAAACUGCCGAUUAUCCUUCCAUAUGAAUAAGAAACGGCAUGAUGGACAGGAAGUGAGCGAGCAAUGACCUAGAUUUAUGCUGCAGAUUUUAUUUCAUGUAUAACCAUAGUGUUUAUAGAAUUUAUUUUCAUUUCCUUAAUAAUUUAAGUGUGUCAAAUUAGUACGGAAUGUAACAAAAAUCGAAGUCCUCCGUUUGUCAAAAUUUACUUGAAAAUAAACUUAAGAGCUCUGACACAGACUUGUAAACGCUACCACAUUUCACUGCACAUAUGAUCUUCAAUUAUGAUGUAAACUUUAACUUUGAUAAAAAUUAAAGAUUGAUACACACAGCACA